UCAACAGAACUUAGUCGAAGCCAGCAUAUCAGACCUGCAACAUGCACUUUCAACAGGCUCAAUCACAAGCGUCGAGCUCGUUGCCAAGUACCUCCAACGUAUUGCAACAUACGACAUCCGAGGUCCUUGCUUGAACUCCAUUCCCAUCUUGAACCAAGAUGUAUUCGACCAAGCUACUGCUUCUGAUGCAAGACGAGCAGCCGGGACCCUGCUAGGUCCUUUAGACGGCAUUCCAUACACGAUCAAGGACUCUAUGAAGUACAAAGGCAUGACGUGUAGUUCAGGUUCACCAGCACUCGAGCAUUUGGUCGCGAACGAGGAUUCGUUCGUAGUUGAGCAACUUCGCAAAGCUGGUGCAGUGUGUAUUGGACGAACUAAUACGCCUCCUAUGAUGGCUUCGGGCAUGCAUAGAGGUGUGCUGGGACGAGCAGAGAGUCCGUAUAAUUUGGAGUAUCUGACAGCAGCUUUUUCAUCUGGCUCAUCGAAUGGUUCUGGGACUUCUACUGCUGCAUCGUUUUCUGCUUUCGGACUCGGAUCUGAGACUGUGUCAAGUGGAAGGUCUCCGGCAUCGAAUAACGCACUUGUGGCGUAUACUCCUUCAAGGACAGUCAUCUCUCCUCGAGGGGCUUGGCCACUUUAUCCUACUUGUGAUGUGCUCGUACCGCAUACCAGGACGACGGAAGAUAUGUUCGCUAUCCUUGAUGUCUUGACUGCCGUCGAUCGGACCAAAGAUGGCGACUUCUGGCGCGAACAAACUUUCGUUAAUGUUCCUGAAGUUGAACGACCACGAUCUUUCCUGGACCUCAAAGAUUCAUCGGAAGGAUCUUUGUCCGGUAAGAGGAUAGCUAUACCAGCAAUGUACAUUGGAGGUCAUGAUCCCAAAGCUCAGCCGACUUUCGUUUCGCAAGAAGUGAUUGAUCUGUGGCAGCAAGCUAGAAAAGAUAUCGAAAGCCUAGGGGCGACUGUGGUCGAGACGGAUUUCCCGUUGGUGAGCAACUAUGAGCCAACCAACAAUGUCGUUGGAUUCAAGCCGGACUGGAACAGUAAGGAACGAGGCGAGCUGGUUGCAUAUUUAUGGGAUGAUUUUCUACGAGAGAACGGAGAUCCCAACUAUCCUAACCUCGCUUCAGUCGAUGGCAAGAACAUGUUUCCGAGACCAGAAGGAUAUAUCCCGGAUCGGUACAUGGAAGUCAGGAACUUUAUGAACUACCCAGGCCUGGUAGAAACGGCCCGCAAUCGUGAUGGCAAGAGCAUCUGGCAAAUCUCCGGCCUCGCCUCAGCCCUCCCCGCCCUCGAAGCCCAACGCAAACGCGACCUCGAAGACUGGAUGGACAAUCUCGCCAUCGACCUCGUCGUCUUCCCCUCAGCAGGCGACGUCGGCAAAGCAGAUCUCGAUACAAACGACGAAAGUGCCCGACACGCAUUACAAAACGGCGUGAAAUAUUCCAAUGGCAAUCGUGCGAUCCGACAUAUGGGAGUGCCGACAGUUUCUGUUACUAUGGGAUUUAUGCCUACUUCGCAAAUGCCGGUGAAUUUGACUUUUGCUGGGAAACAUGGGCAGGAUGUGGAGUUGUUUAGGUAUGCGAGGGAGUUUGAGCAGAGUAAGGAGAGGAGGAGGGCGCCGCCUGUUACGCCGAAGUUGGCGUCGGAUGAGAUUAGGAUACUUGAUGGGGUGCAGAAGGAAGGUGGCAGGGCUGAGAGUUCUCUUGACCUGACUGUUUCGACUGCAGUCCGCGUCAGCGAGAAUGAGGUGCAAGUGACUGGCACAAUCCAACCUGCCGCCGGAACUGCAUUGGAAGUCACAAUCGAUGGCAAACCCGUACCGACCCAGGACAUUAAAAUGGAAGGCGAAAACUGGUCCUUCAAAACGACAUUCAACCCCUUCGAGCCCCGCACCCCACUCUACGGCGGCGUUGGCAAAGUCGUCAACAACGUGUUAAUCACAAUUCUGGCAAAGAGUGGGAAAGCAGCAAGUGGAAAACUUGUUUUCAUUGAGCAAAAGGCGCAGAUACAGCAGCAGUAA
This is a messenger RNA of Cercospora beticola, 2023 nucleotides long. RefSeq lists its product as uncharacterized. The record is from RefSeq and is a predicted model, not a curated record. Lineage: Eukaryota; Fungi; Ascomycota; Dothideomycetes; Mycosphaerellales; Mycosphaerellaceae.